Messenger RNA from Babesia microti strain RI, 1233 nucleotides. Its product is annotated as tyrosyl-tRNA synthetase. Lineage: Eukaryota; Apicomplexa; Aconoidasida; Piroplasmida; Babesiidae. The coding region runs from base 1 to 1233 and encodes 410 amino acids. The record is from RefSeq and is a predicted model, not a curated record. The transcript is spliced from 6 exons. Gene Ontology annotation, molecular function: ATP binding; tyrosine-tRNA ligase activity. Gene Ontology annotation, biological process: tRNA aminoacylation for protein translation.
AUGCUUAGAUUCCGUAUGGCCUUAUCACAGUUCACCGGGGGGCUAUAUAAAGGAGAAAUACACAAUCCACUCUAUGGAUCAAAAAUAAAAUUAAAGCAAACAAUCUGUGCAUUCACACCAUCGCAAUUCUAUCUGGAAGGUGGGAUAAGGAAGAAUAUUGAUAAGUAUUUUGAGGGUAAAUUAUCUACAAAAUUAUCUGUUAAGGAGAGGUUGGAUCUUUGUUUACAAAUCGGAAGUGAAUGUAUCAAACCAGAGGAAUUAGAAACUGCACUAUUAAGCAACAAAUUGUUGAUCUCCUACGAUGGGUUCGAGCCUUCUGGCAGAAUGCACAUAGCUCAGGGAUUCAUGAAAGUAUUUAACACAAACACCUUAGCUGCCUGUGGCAUAGGCUCCGUUAUGUGGAUAGCUGACUAUUAUGCCAUGUUGAACAAUAAGUUGAAUGGUAAUUUGACAAAGAUACGUAUAGUUGGCGAAUACUUUAUCCACGUCUGGAAGGCGGCUGGAAUGGACACAAAAUUUGUCAAAUUUCUAUGGGCCAGUGAAGAAAUUGAAAGGUACAAUACUAACUAUUGGAAUCUUGUUAUGGAUAUAAGCUGUAGCUUCAACAUCUCUAGGAUUAAACGCUGCAGCCAGGCUCUUGGGAGAGUCGAAGGGGAUGAUCAACCACUGGCGCAGCUCAUGUACUCUGCUAUGCAGUGUGCAGAUAUUUUGUAUAUUGGAGCAGAUAUUUGUCAAUUAGGGGUGGAUCAAAGGAAAAUAAAUAUGUUGGCAAGGGAAUACGUGGAACAAAAGAAGCUGCCGGUUAGUCCCAUAAUAAUUUCUCAUGAAAUGCUCCCGGGCUUAAUUGAAGGUCAGGCUAAAAUGUCUAAGAGCUGCGCUGAUUCUGCUAUCUUUAUGGAAGAUAGUGAGGAGCAGGUUAAAUCGAAGAUUAAAAAGGCAUUUUGCCCUCCCUGUGUGGCAGAUAGUAACCCGUGUUUGGCAUAUUUCAAACAAAUUGUAUUUCCCAAAUACCAAACCAUAACUGUUACCCGUGCCCGGGAUAAUGGAGGCGAUAUCACCUUUAAUAGCUACAGAGAAAUGGAAAGAAUAUAUAUUGAGGGCAAAUUGCAUCCGAUGGAUCUUAAGAAUUCGUUAAGCACAUAUCUGAACCAGAUGCUGCAGCCUGUACGGGAUUAUUUUAAGACAAAUGCAGAGGCAAGUAAAUUAGUUGAGAUUAUUAAUUCAUGGAAGUGA